This is a messenger RNA of Haliotis rubra (blacklip abalone), 894 nucleotides long. RefSeq names its product putative tripartite motif-containing protein 75. Bases 1 to 894 code for a protein of 297 amino acids. The transcript has 2 exons. Gene Ontology annotation, molecular function: zinc ion binding. NCBI's taxonomy places the organism in Eukaryota, Metazoa, Mollusca, Gastropoda, Lepetellida, Haliotidae. The record is from RefSeq and is a predicted model, not a curated record.
AUGGACAACGACAGCAAGACAGUCACAUACGUGAUGGACAACGACGCUUCCAACAAGACAGUCACAUAUGUGAUGGACAAGGACACUUACAGCAAGACAGUCACAUACGUGAAGGACAACGACACAGCAAGACAGUCACAUACCUUUGUCACAGAUGUUGGAGUGAGGAAUGUUGUCCAAGCUCUGAAAAAGACGAGAGAAGAUAUAUUUCUCUGUGAUACACACACCGGCAACCCAGUCGUCUUGUACUGCAAGUCAUGUGAGGUGAAGCUAUGUCAUGUUUGCUCAGGGGUGGACCACCGCGGGUGUGAAGGAGUUGUCUCCCUUCAGUCGGUUGCCGCUGAAGAGAGAAAGCAUGUGACGGGUCUCUUGGUGAAACUGAAAACGAAAACAGGAUCGCUGGAGAAGCAAAGUGAGGGCUUGAAGCAUGAAACCGAGAUGCUGAAAAAAAGACGCCACGAAGAAAUUGAGGCAGCCAGUGAGAGGUUUGGCAAGGUUCGUCAAAUACUAAGUCGACGCGAGGAACAGCUCAUCAACGAAAUUGAAAAGGAGUUCGGAAAAACUAAGAAAGGAUACCAGUUGCUUGUUGAGAGCCUCCGUGACGAGAUCAGGGCGACGACUGAGGCUGAAAAGUAUAUCGAGAAUUCUCUACCCAAAUCAGAUAUUCAACUUUUUAAUCAAAACUGCCAAAGACGCUGUCGUCCAAUUGCGUUCAAGAUGGACAAAACGAGCGACAUAAGUUUCGACAAGAAGGUAAAAUCUUUGAUGAAACAGACUAAAUUGUCAGACAUUGAACUUCUUCUCACGCAACAAGAAUCCGUUCCCCCGACAGCUUCACCGUCGAUCUCUAAAAAAAGAACAUACCCAUGGUCACCAAACAGCUCCCCAUCGUAG